AUGUCACGAGCAUCUGCAAGCCACACACAAAGCAACGUGCGAGAAAGGCUCGGCCCACGACUUGACGUUCGUGCUCGCCUGGGCCCACAGGAGAAUGUACUUCAAAGGCUAGGCUCCCAGGGAGAUCAAACUGACAAUCGCCGCAAUGAGGAUCGUGAAGAGAGGCGCUCCGCUGCCCACUCGCAGAGAAAUAUUCACGAAAGGCUAGGCCCCCAGGGAGGUCAACCCGGUAACCCUCGCAAUGAGGAUCGUGAAGAGAGGCACUCCAUUGCCCGCUCUCGGAGAACCAACUCUCGCCGUCAAGCUGCAGAAAAUCCCUCGCAAUCGCAGUCCACCAACACGCCUCCUAGGCAGCGCGGACGAGAGGGCCGACCCUUGCAGACCAACGAGGAGGUCAAUCAGCGUUGCCCGAAUCGCAAAAGUCGCCAACGUGAUCGACCAGCAAUGCGCGUGGAAGACGUGGAGAAGCUUGUGAAUGACCGACUUCGAGACUUGAAGACUGGCGAGAACCUCGAGGAUGAACUGCGUAAGGAGAUGGACCAGGCGAUCUCUACUCCUUUCACCCCUGAAAUUGAGCAGGCUGCUCCCCCGAAGCGAUUCUCAACUCCUUCUUUUACGCAUUUCAAGGAGAUUCCAAUCCCGAAAGCCACCUAA
This is a messenger RNA of Prunus armeniaca (apricot), 654 nucleotides long. NCBI's taxonomy places the organism in Eukaryota, Viridiplantae, Streptophyta, Magnoliopsida, Rosales, Rosaceae. The record is from the annotation of a GenBank genome assembly.